Molecule: messenger RNA, 917 nt
Organism: Acaulospora morrowiae
Lineage: Eukaryota; Fungi; Glomeromycota; Glomeromycetes; Diversisporales; Acaulosporaceae
Source: the annotation of a GenBank genome assembly
AUGAAGUUUUUAAGGUUUUCUUUCGAGCUCUAUGAUUUAUUCGUAUUAUGCUCAGCAUUACUCGUUGCAGGCAUAAUUAACUAUUACUACAAGUAUUAUACGAGAAAAAAUCCUUUUCCUGCUCCUUUUCCACUUCCGUUCGUUGGUCAUAUCUUAGAUCAAUUUAUUGCCGGCAAGAAUUUUUACGAACAAUGUUAUAUUACACAUUCUAAAUAUGGGCCCAUCUUCGAGCAAUGGAAUGGAACUAAACGUAUUAUAUUUACUGCCAAACCAGAAUAUUUGGAUAGGCUUUUAUCGUCAUCAACCAAAAGUAAAUAUUUGGCUAGAGUUAUUGAACCCGAAGGCUUAAAGGAUUUAGGAAUGUACGGAACUGGUCUUCUAUUCAACCAUGAUCUUGCCAAUUGGAGGAUUAACAGGCAAUUCUUUAUUCAGGCAAUACAAACGAUUGAUUUCUUAAGGGAAGCCGUGGAUUGUACUCAAGCGGCAUUUAAUGAGAUGAAUGAAUAUAGAGAGUCGACAUUGGGAAAUGAUGCUAUAAUUGAUUUUUCAAAGUUGUCACGUACUAUUACCACGGACGUCAUAUUUCAGAUAAUCACUGGAAAGAAAGUGUGGGCCACAGCUUCGCAUUUUUCAACCAUUUCGUCCAGGUCAAAAUCAAUAAAAUUGCAAGAAUUAAAUGAAGAGAAUAUUAAAAAAACCCUUAAGAUAUCACGAGCAUUUGAAACUUUUCUCGGAGGUGUAAUUUUCUUUGCUGUGUUUCCCAAAUGGAUAAGAAAAUAUUUCCCCAAUCUUAGAGCGACACAAAAUAAUAUUUUACAGGCACGUGAUGACCUGUUUAAAGAUUUGAAAGAUAUUAUUCAGGAGAGAAGGAAAGAGAUUGAGAAUACGCCGAAAGAUGAGAAAUUAAAAUACAAUAU